This is a messenger RNA of Iphiclides podalirius (scarce swallowtail), 1464 nucleotides long. Lineage: Eukaryota; Metazoa; Arthropoda; Insecta; Lepidoptera; Papilionidae. The record is from the annotation of a GenBank genome assembly.
AUGGAAACGCAGGUGGUGGCGAUGGGCAGCAGUACGACUUCCGACAAAACCAUCAAUACCAGCACCGAUUCGGCUGCGACCGCGCUCACCUCCGUGACGGGCACCGAUGACUCGAUGGACGCGGACCCAGAGCACGAGGCGCAGCAGCCGCCGAGCCUCAUCGACGCGGACCCCACACCGAUGCAAUCCCCCAAGCCGCCGAGCACCGCGCCCCCCCACUACCACCGCCCGCAGAGCAGCUGCGACAUCGACUCACCAGCGUACACCAAGCCGCAGUCAGCCACGGACGUCUUAGAGUCCCCUAGGCCCGGCCCCGCGAGAUUCGUCUUCGACGUGCCCCUCCCGGAGCCGAAAAGGGUGGACAAGCCGAGGAACACCAUCCAAGUGAGCCAAACGAGCGCGCCGUCGACCUCGAUACAGAUCCCGUUCGACCCCAAGCUGGAACCGCCGAAGAGUCCGAAAGCGAACCAGGCUAAGUACGAGACGCAUUUCAAGUUUGAACCGGAAGUAACGAAGCGCAGGGGAAGCGAGGCGAAGGCGAAGAACAAACAGAAAGUGGACAAGCAGGAGUAUUACAAAGAUGAGGUGGCUAAACUUAGGCGGCAGCUCGAAGGCACUGAGGUGUUCACAACUUCUCGAAGGAGGUCAUCGGCCCAUCAACACUCUGUGCCACCGCCGUCCUCUAGAAGACAGUCAACAGCGGCGCAAGUGCAUGUGACCGCCAAUCCGCUGGACUCUGCGACCACCACGAUACCGGCGGGGCGCACGACCAUCGUCGUUCAGCAGCCGUCCCUCUCGCUGGACUACGGGGGCUGCUCCACGAUCCUGCUGCGGGACGGAGAGGACGGGGGCAGACGGAAGAGCAGGGUCUGCAGCGACCACAUACAGCAGCUGCUCGACGUCACCAGCCAGUUCACCUCGGAGGACCUGCACGAGUUCGACAAAAGGUACGGCAGUCCCCACCAUUCCCGGUCGCAGUCCGUGAAGGCGGCUCGUUCCAGGACGGGCGAGAGGCAGUUGCUGGGACUGCCGCAGCAGCGAGCGCGAGUCGCCUCCAUGCCCAACACCGGUGUCGAGGAAGAGUAUUACCGCCUACGUCAUUUCAGCAUCACGGGCAAAGGUGUGAUCAACCGCGGUGACUCCCUCCGCUCCAGGAGGUCGAGGUCGAACACGUCCGUGGCGUCCAGCGCGUCCAGCACCGAAGCGGCAACUAGAGCUUCUGCCCCUUGCUCCUUGGCUUCCUCAAGGGAUUCCUCGGCCGGUCUCAGUGCUUAUCGAGUUCUGGUAUUGGGAGCCGCAGGGGUGGGCAAGUCCAGUCUCAUUGGCCAGUUCAUGACAUCCGAGUACCUGCAUGCAUACGACACCAGCAUUGAUGAUGAAUCCGGGGAGAGAUCUGUCUGCGUCCUAUUGGCUGGCGAAGAGUCCGAGAUCACAUUCCUAGACUCGCCCCCGGAACCCGUGAUU